AUGGGUUCCAUUGGUCAACACCUUGCCGAGCUUGACGGCUCCAACUUCAACAUUACCCGGUCCACCAACCUGCGGGAUGUGCCUCUUCCUGGCUCACCAGAAGAGCUGAGCCACUCGUAUUGCACUGACCAUAUGGUCACUGUGCGGUGGACAGCAACAAAUGGCUGGGAUACACCAGAGGUGAAGCCUUACCAGAAUCUGAGCAUCCCACCGACAGCUUCGUGCCUUCACUAUGCCACAGAGUGUUUCGAGGGUAUGAAGGUGUACCGCGGUUAUGACGGCAAGCUGCGUCUAUUCCGCCCCGACUGCAACGGUGAUCGUCUCAACACCAGCUCACAACGGUCGUCCCUACCCGGCUUCAAGUACGACGAGUUGAAGAAGCUGGUAGGCAAAUUGAUGCAGAUUGACGGCUCGCGCUGGCUACCCAAGGAACGUCCGGGCACAUUCCUUUAUAUUCGGCCUACCAUCAUCGGCAAUGGUCCUCACCUUGGCGUCCAAAUUCCCAAGGAAGCUCUUCUAUUUAUCAUCGCCGUCCCCUGGCCCGAUUUCACCACCAUGAAGAAGGAAGGCCAGACCGAGCCCUCAAAGGGACUGAGACUUUACGGCUCCAACCCGGAAACCAUCCGCGCCUGGCCAGGCGGCUUUGGAUAUGCCAAGCUCGGUGCCAAUUAUGGUCCCUCGCUGCAGGCGCACGGGCAGGCACAGGCAUUGGGCUUUGAUCAGAUUCUCUGGCUAUUCGGCGAGGACCGACAAGUGACGGAGGCCGGCGCUAGUAACUUCUUCAUUAUCUGGCACAAUGCCGAUACGGGAAAACUGGAGCUUGUGACUGCUCCGCUGGAGAAUCAGCUGAUUUUGCCUGGCAUUACUCGACGUAGUGUCUUGGAGCUGGUCUCUGAAAAGCUUUCUAAGAAGGCAGUGGGCUCUUUGGAGCCGCUGCAGGUUGUUGAACGAACCUUGACUAUUGGAGAGAUUCAGAAGGCUGCGAAUGAGGGUCGAAUCGUGGAGUCAUUCGUCUCAGGCACUGCUUAUUUCAUCACUCCUGUUGCCAUGAUUCGCAACAACGAUACUGAUAUCAGUACGCUGCGCCCUGAUGGCCAGUCUGCAGGCUAUGCUGCGCAGAUUAAGUUGUGGUUGGAGGCCAUCAUGUAUGGCAAGGAAGAGCACGAAUGGGCCUAUGUCAUUGAACAAGAAGAGAAAUAG
This is a messenger RNA of Penicillium verhagenii, 1200 nucleotides long. RefSeq names its product branched-chain amino acid aminotransferase, cytosolic. Gene Ontology annotation, biological process: L-valine biosynthetic process; L-leucine biosynthetic process. Gene Ontology annotation, cellular component: mitochondrion. Lineage: Eukaryota; Fungi; Ascomycota; Eurotiomycetes; Eurotiales; Aspergillaceae. The transcript is spliced from 3 exons. Gene Ontology annotation, molecular function: branched-chain-amino-acid:2-oxoglutarate transaminase activity. The record is from RefSeq and is a predicted model, not a curated record. The coding region runs from base 1 to 1200 and encodes 399 amino acids.